This is a messenger RNA of Penicillium canescens, 1095 nucleotides long. RefSeq names its product aldo/keto reductase. The transcript is spliced from 4 exons. Bases 1 to 1095 code for a protein of 364 amino acids. The record is from RefSeq and is a predicted model, not a curated record. NCBI's taxonomy places the organism in Eukaryota, Fungi, Ascomycota, Eurotiomycetes, Eurotiales, Aspergillaceae.
AUGGACCGUUCCGCAUUCAAACCUGCCUACAAAGGCGCUAUGAGAUACAACAACCUCGGAAAAUCAGGCCUGAAAAUCUCCAAGAUAGUCCUAGGCGCAAUGUCCUUCGGAAACUCAGAGGGCUGGCACAUCCCCGAAGAAAAAGCCCUCCCAGUUCUCAAAGAAGCCUAUGAUAAAGGAAUCAAUACAUGGGACACAGCAGAUGUCUACUCCUUCGGCGAGUCAGAACGCAUAGUCGGCAAAGCCCUAAAGGAAUACAACAUCCCGCGCGAACGCGUGGUAAUCCUAUCCAAAUGCUACGCCGGACUCCCGAACCCAGGCGACAUGGACGGGCUAUCGGAUAUCGAAAAGAUGUCCGUGAUGAUCGCCAAUGACGGGAUAAUGGUUAACCGUAUCGGUCUUUCUCGCAAGCAUAUCUUCGGUGCGGUAGAUGCCAGCGUCGAGAGACUCGGUACGUAUAUGGAUGUGUUGCAGAUCCAUCGGCUUGACCGGGACACGCCCCGUGAGGAGAUCAUGAAGGCUCUGAAUGAUGUUGUUGAGAGUGGGAAGGUGCGGUAUCUUGGUGCUAGUUCGAUGCACGCCUGGGAAUUCCAAGCAUUAAACAACAUCGCCUCAAAGAAUGGCUGGCACAAAUUCAUUAGUAUGCAGGAUUAUUACUCCCUCCUCCACCGCGAAGAAGAGCGCGAAAUGCACCCCUACUGCCGCGAUGCGGGAAUUGGGAUUAUCCCUUGGUCGCCUCUGUCGCGGGGUCUUCUUACGCGCCCUUACAAGGAGACGCAGGAACAGCCGACUGUGCGGCAGGGAACGGAUUUCACGGCUGAGUGGUUGAUGGGUGGGACGACGGAGGCGGAUAUCGCUAUUAUCAACCGGGUUGAGGAGUUGGCGCAGGAGAAGGGGUGUAGUAUGGCGCAGAUUGGAAUUGUGUGGUGUUUGGUUAAGGGGGUUAAUCCAAUCGUUGGGUUGUCAAGUUCGAAGAGGCUUGAUGAGGCUGUGCAGGCUGUGGCCUUGUUUGAGGGUGGGGUGUUGACUGGGGCGGAUGUGAAGUCGUUGGAUGAUCUUUAUGUUCCUAAGAUGGCUUUGUCGGGGACUUGGUGA